This is a messenger RNA of Dermacentor andersoni, 3692 nucleotides long. RefSeq lists its product as uncharacterized. Lineage: Eukaryota; Metazoa; Arthropoda; Arachnida; Ixodida; Ixodidae. The record is from RefSeq and is a predicted model, not a curated record.
UGCAAUUAAGUGUGUGCUCGACGGUCUGCAUUGUCAGUCUAGAUUUCUUGUCGAGCUACCCCUCCCAUGCUCCCUGACAAUGUCGAUGUUUUAACGCUCUUCCUACCUCUGCGUCUUGUGAUUGGUUGAAGAUGGGGCUACGCACAACGUGUGUGUGAAAAGCAGCCGGCAUUGGAGUGACCAUCGCGGACACCUUUCCCCACGAGAGACGGUGGCCGCAUUGACCACGUCGGCACCGCGGCCAUCACUUGGACAGCUCUGCCUGUAACGUGAAUUUCCCAAUGGAGGGCGAGUUAGUUGCUGGCGAACUGCUUCGUCUGAAGUGCACGCGAGGCCAGAAGCGCGUCUGUCAGCUGCUGCGACACCUGACAGCCUACAACGAAGUCCUGUGGUACGCGGGUCUUCAGCUCACAGAAGACAAGAGAGACGAGCUCGGAGGAUUGAGCGUCGUGAUUGUGCCGAGCGUUCGGCGCCGAUUACCGAGCCACACCGAGCGGCUGGCCAUAGACCUCCUCUGCCGCCUGAUCGCCGAGCACCGGUGCAUUGUGUCUGCGGAGCUGCACUACUCAGUGGCAAACGCAGGUCCGCUGGACGCAGUCCUGGCGUCUUCGUCGAGUCUGAAAAGGCUCAGAGUCAUCGGAAUCGUGAGAGACGAGCCGGCAAUCCGCAAGGCGUGCGCCGACAGGUUCUGGUCCUCGCACUACACUGGCGAAUUCGCGUGCCAGCAUGUCAGCGGCCAUUACGGUGAGAGAAUGACGAUCCCCAAUUGCCUGCUCAGGCGAGACGGUGCCGCACUCACGUCGUUGGACGUGGCGGCAACGAGAAUGAGCCGCCCCACGGCCGGCAAGCUCAUCGACGCGCUCAUCGAGAACAGCACGAUCACGGAACUCGCCGUCGGAGCCUGCGUCUUUUCGUGUGGCCCCCGGAACCGACCGUCAGAGCGGUUUGUGCAGUAUCUAACCAAGAAAGACGCGACGCUUCGUAAACUCGCUCUGAGUGCGGUCUACUUCGAUACCGCACCCGGGUGGCCCAUCCUCGUGCAGGCCAUCUCCGCAAUGACAACGCUGCACGAGUUCGCGGCUGAGUUUUAUGUCGGAAGCCGAGACUGCGGGCUCUUCACGAGAGUGAUUGCCGAGAGUCGUAGUCUCCGCACGUUGAGCCUGCGAUUCACGGGCUUCGGCGAUGGACUGAUUAAUCAUCACCCACUUGAACGCGCGCGCGCGGUCAAUGCUCGUGCUUGGGCAUCGGCGUUGCAGAGAAACACAGCUCUGGAGCAGCUGGUCCUAGACAUCUUGUGGUCCACAACCGAAGACUGCUGCCUUUUACUGCGAGCACUGACGCGCAACCGCUCAAUCCGGAAACUGACCUUGCACAGUCUUCCCCAUGACGGUGGCCUGCGGGAUGUCUGCGGCACGAUACGGGAGUGCGGACUCGCCCACAGGGUCUGCAUCGGCGACCAUCGCGUUGGAGCUCGAGAUCUUCCGAAGCUUUCGGACUGUCGCGAAGUGACGGCCGUCAUUCUCAGUCACGGAUACCUUCGCGGCAGGACUGACCUCCGAAGCGCCUUGGACGUCUUGGGUACUUGCAGCCACGUCACAUCGCUUAGUGUAUUUCUCGACUUCUACCGCGACAGCGUUUAUGCGUCACUUUUCACAUACAUAAGAAACGCGUCCGCGUUGAAAGCAAUUGAGAUCAGUGCCCGGAUGGAGGACGUCGGCGACGACGAGUCUCUACGUGAUUCUAUGCUUGACUUGUGCGACGCCUUCUCUUCGAACCUCGGCAUCGCCAAGAUCGUGCUGGAGUCAACGGUGCAGUUAGACGAUGAUGUCUACCCGGUGCUCGCCCGUGCCGCUACGAAUCCCCGUCUUUAUGAGCUCUCUUUCAAGGACUUCGGCGAAAUCUUCUGCGUGGCCUUCCUGGGACGUCUAAUGCCCCGUUUGGCCCAGAGGUACAACUUGCUUCGCCUCGAAAUCGACGACUGCGCACCUGCCAACGCCGAGAUGUUCGUUGCCCAAGACAUCGUGCGACGUAACUGCAGUCUCGUCGAACGAGCGACCAGAUUCGUGUUGGGAGACCACGACCCCUACUGCGCGCGGGCCUUCGAGAUCCUCUCCGAGCACCUGGUACUCGUCGACAGUGUUCGAGCCAGGGCGUCGCUAGGAGGAGAGGCCGAAGCUGCGGCCAUGGUCAGUGGCGUCCAGCAGUGUCUGGCCCAUAGCGACGUUCACGAGUACAUGCGCGUGACCGGCGUGGUCAAGAAACGCGUCGAGUGCAAUGCACGGCACGACGGCGGCAUGCAGUUGCACCAAUUGAACUACGACUGCUGGAGUCACAUUCGCCGGUACCUGAAGGUAGCCGACGUAUUGGAACUGUGAAGGGAGUUCGCCAAGUCAUUCUUUGUGUAGCACCUUCGCCGAACGAUCGUUUUGGAGUCUGCUCCCCGAUGACCCCAAUGCUGGCGUUCAGGGAGCCUUCACAGAGCCCCAUAACGAGCGGUCGACAUAGCAUCGUGCUCUAAUUAUGCCUCGAAUGGUUACACUUCCUGAUGCAAUGUGUCGUGCCCUCGCCAGAGUGACUUGUGUGUAGCAAACGGCUCCAAUCGACACUCGCUCCCGCGUUGACUUAUAUCGUAGGCGACAAAUGUGUCCGGAGAUGAGUUUGAGGCGAAGUGUGAUUUCGGGACGUUGAAUGCACGUAGCCAUCGUUUGUUCGAGCCAUCCCGUUUCAUUUUUCGGUAUUCAGUAUCAUCAUAGACAUUUUAGUCUUCUCAUUUGACAGCUUUCUUAGGACUCGAGUUGCAGGCUGUGGCUCGACACCGUGGUUUGUCCUCUACCGUUUGCUCUUGAAGCUUAUUUUCAAUCCGUCCUUCUGAGGAGGGAGAGAGAGAGGGAGCAUUAUUUGCGACGUCUGGUAUAAGUUCACUAUGUACACACCGGGUGCAAGUUGAUAAAGACACCUGCUUUUAAUGUCUUAUCACUAACUUUCAUCUGCCGCAUCGGCGGCCUCCGGACAAGGCGAUAUGUCCAGCUGCAACUAAUGACACAUGGUGAAAGCAAGCCUAUACAAGUUGUAAUAAAGGUUGUUCUUAAAAAUCGCUAAUCUGAGCUUUUGAGUGUUCCCGUAGACUCCUGAUUGGUUGCUUGCCAUCGGCGUCUGUUGAAGAAUCGUUGAGUCUGUUUCCUAAAUGUAAAAUCCCGACAUUGCUGCAAGGCAAUCGCGUCGAGAAACACGCAGCUUUGCAUUUGUACUUAUCCAUCGGGCACGUUUCCUUCGCACAAAUAGUGGUUCGCAUCAUCUUGUGCAGAUUUGUACCAACGUAGGUCUACAGGAUUGCCAGCAUUAUUUCAAACUCGGAUUGGAAAUUACUUGAACACAAUUGACUCUUCUCGAGACAGUCGGAAGCGCGAAGAAUUAACAUGAUCACGUGGAUAAACAAAAACUAAAUCUUCGACAGCAGACGAAACUUGAGGUCAAAGUCGGAGGGCACGUCCAUUGCCGUUGCAAAGUGGCGUGCAUGCCGGUAGGCAAAAUAUUGGACGACAUAACGGAAACUAGUUUUAAUGACGAAACUAUUGACGAUGCGACAGCGAUACUUCGGACAAGUGUCAAUAUUUGCUUGCCACAAAUUUCACACGGUUUCUUUUAUACCUUGGUUAUAACUAUGUUCAAUAAAACCAUCUACAGGCUCAACA